UGGGAGCCUCCGCUGUGUGAAGCUGAGGGGCGGCGAGUGGAGCUCGGGCACCGGCAGUGACGGGGAAACGGUGUCCGGGCCCGGUUCUGGAGGCGCUCCGGGGCUCGGAAGCUCAGACCAGACAAAGGCUCGCUUCGGGUCCCGGCGUUUCCCCGCUUCGGGUUUUUUCGACCGGUGCGGCCUUGUCCCCGCGCCUCAUCCUCGGCCUCGCGUGAACUGUCAAGCCGGGCACCCCUCAUUCAAAACCGUGGGGGCGCGGGACCCACCUAUGUAUAGGCGGUGCUGGUGCCUUCCGACCACCCAUUGAGCCCCAUUUCCCCCAUGCUGGUGGCUUGGCCGCCCCCCUCGCCGUGAGGAGGAGGAGGAGUAGGAGGAAGAGCCGGAGAGGAGGAAGACCCCGACCCCUUCCAGCUGGGUCAGGGCGAAGGAGAAGGGGAAGCAGCUGAGCAGCAGUGGGGGGACUCUCCCCUCAGGCCCUGCCCAAGGGAGCCAUGUCGAACAGUGGUCGGAGUCCCCUGCCUACCCUCAAUGAGAGAGACACGGAACAGCCGGCCUUGGGACAUCCGGAGUCCAAGCCCAACACAAAGUCCAACAUGCUACGAGGCCGCGGCCCAGUUACCUCCGCUGAUGAGCAGCCACACAUUGGGAACUACCGCUUGUUGAAGACGAUUGGGAAGGGCAACUUCGCCAAGGUCAAACUGGCACGGCAUGUCCUGACAGGGAAAGAGGUGGCUGUGAAAAUAAUUGAUAAGACGCAGCUGAACUCCUCCAGCUUACAGAAGCUCUUCCGGGAAGUGCGAAUAAUGAAGGUUUUGAAUCAUCCUAAUAUAGUUAAAUUAUUUGAAGUAAUAGAGACAGAGAAGACACUGUACCUCGUCAUGGAGUAUGCCAGUGGGGGUGAGGUGUUCGACUAUUUAGUAGCCCAUGGAAGAAUGAAAGAGAAAGAAGCACGGGCAAAAUUCCGACAGAUAGUUUCUGCUGUGCAGUACUGUCACCAAAAAUUCAUUGUACAUAGAGACUUGAAGGCAGAGAACCUGCUCUUAGAUGCCGACAUGAACAUUAAAAUUGCAGACUUCGGUUUCAGCAACGAGUUCACGUUUGGCAACAAGCUUGACACCUUCUGCGGGAGCCCCCCGUACGCCGCCCCUGAGCUUUUCCAGGGCAAGAAGUACGACGGCCCCGAGGUGGACGUCUGGAGCCUAGGGGUUAUCCUUUACACACUGGUCAGCGGCUCCCUGCCCUUUGAUGGGCAGAACCUCAAGGAGCGGCGAGAACGGGUCUUGAGGGGGAAGUACCGGAUCCCCUUCUACAUGUCCACGGACUGUGAGAACCUGCUGAAAAAAUUCCUCAUCCUCAACCCUAGCAAGAGAGGCACUUUAGAGCAAAUCAUGAAAGACCGCUGGAUGAAUGUAGGUCACGAGGACGAUGAACUGAAGCCUUACGUGGAGCCUCUGCCUGACUACAAGGAUCCCCGGCGGACAGAGCUCAUGAUAUCCAUGGGAUAUUCCCGGGAGGAGAUCCAGGACUCCUUAGUCAGCCAGAAGUAUAACGAAGUCAUGGCUACAUAUCUGCUGCUAGGAUACAAAAAUUCAGAGCUUGACAACGAUAGCAUUACCCUGAAGCCACGGACCCAGCCCGAACUUGCCAACAGCACCGCCCCCUCCCCGUCGCACAAGGUACAGCGCAGUGUAUCAGCCAACCCCAAGCAACGCCGCUUAAGCGACCAGGUACCCACCAUCCCAACAUCCUCCUCGUACUCCAAGAAAACACAGGCAGCCAACGCAGAGAACAAGCGGCCCGAAGAGGAGCGGGAGGCUGGGCGCAACAAGGCCAGCAGCACAGUCAAAGUGCCUGCCAGCCCCCUGCCCAGCCUCGAGAGGAAGAAGAGCACCCCACACCUUCCACAGUCAAACAGCGUCCUCUCAACCAGCACAAACCGGAGCCGCAACUCCCCCAUGCUAGACCGGGCCAGUUUGGGCCAGAACUCCAUCCAGAACGGCAAAGAUAGCCUAACCACUCCAGGCUCCAGGGCUUCUACCGCUUCAGCUUCCGCCGCCGUGAGCUCUGCGCGCCCGCGACAGCACCAGAAAUCCAUGUCUGCCUCGGUGCACCCCUCCAAGCCCGUGCUGCCCCCCUCCGACAAUAACUGUGAGGCGCAGCGACCCAGCACUGCACCCCAGAGGGUCCCCGUCGCCUCUCCCUCGGCCCACAACAUCAGCAGUGCCCUCCCAGAGCGCACCAACUUCCCGCGGGGCGUCUCCAGCCGCAGCACUUUCCAUGCCGGGCAGCUCCGGCAGGUCCGGGACCAGCAGAACCUCCCCUACGGCCUCACGCCCGCGUCGCCCUCCGGGAACAGCCAAGGCAGGAGGGGGGCCUCAGGGAGCAUCUUCAGCAAGUUCACCUCCAAGUUCGUGCGCAGAAAUCUGUCUUUCAGGUUUGCCAGAAGGAACCUGCAUGAGCCCGAAAGCAAAGACCGUGUGGAGACGCUCAGGCCUCACAUGGUGGGCAGCAGCGGCGACAAGGAGCGGGACGAGAACCGGGAGGCCAAGCCGCGCUCGCUGCGCUUCACCUGGAGCAUGAAGACGACGAGUUCCAUGGAGCCCAACGAGAUGAUGAAGGAGAUCCGGAAAGUGCUGGACGCUAACAACUGCCAGUGCGAGCUGCAGGAGAAGUACAUGCUUCUGUGCAUGCACGGAGCGCCGGGCCACGAGGCCUUUGUCCAGUGGGAGAUGGAGGUGUGCAAGCUCCCCCGCCUCUCCCUCAACGGCGUCCGCUUCAAGCGGAUAUCAGGCACCUCCAUGGCCUUCAAGAACAUUGCCUCAAAAAUCGCCAACGAACUGAAGCUUUAACAGGCCCCCCGGGGGGGCCCAGCCUGCACGCGCAUGGGGUGGGGGUUAGGAGUAAAAAGCUGCAAUUUUAACUCUG
Molecule: messenger RNA, 2925 nt
Organism: Lacerta agilis (Sand lizard)
Lineage: Eukaryota; Metazoa; Chordata; Lepidosauria; Squamata; Lacertidae
Gene: MARK2
Product: microtubule affinity regulating kinase 2
Exons: 19
Coding region: 492-2849 (785 amino acids)
Biological process (GO): microtubule cytoskeleton organization; protein phosphorylation; intracellular signal transduction
Cellular component (GO): cytoplasm
Molecular function (GO): protein serine/threonine kinase activity; tau-protein kinase activity; ATP binding
Source: RefSeq, a predicted model, not a curated record